AUGCCUCGCACACGCGCUCAAGCGCAAGCCCAAGAGGUGGAAUCGCCUCUCGUUUCGCUUGAAAGCCCACGUCGUAGGAGAAGGAUUCCUACAACUACGCCUACGAAAGCAUCCGCUGAUACCAAGAAAGCAACCGACACGAAGACAAAGCGUGGUCGCAAGCCUACGAAGAAGGCAACGGCUGUAGCGACAGAGGAGAUAACCCAGGAAAAAAUUCAAAACAAAAGUGAGAUUGCUACCCAAGAAACUCAUAUCCAAACCCCUACCCAGGAAUCCCAUUGGACCCAGGAGACCCCUCAAAAUCAAGGUGAAGUGCCUAUUCUUCAGACACCACGAGGAAUCAAUGCAGCACAGGACAACGGCUCAACUACGUCGCCUGCUCCCGCCACUGCACGGUCCGCCAGCGAAUCUGACGCUUCCUCCAUCACCUCUCUGGGAAGUGUGUCAAGCCUCGGUUCGCCAGUCAAAAAGGCGUCCGUCAGAAACGCUCUCAAAUUUUUCAAGAAGAGUAUCAAGCAAUCAUCUUCAACCGUCAGACGUAGGUUUCAUGAAUUGAAAAGCCGACGCGAGCCACGGGAAAAUCUUUUCGAGACAGGUGUACCAGCGCUUCCCACAGAUGUUGAUUCUUACCCUACUUAUCAAACCAAUUAUUCUCUUGCCGAAGACGAGAUCCUCGAAGCCGCUUUGAAAAUCGUUCUUCAUCGCCAGACCACCGACGGUACCAAGCCAUUCGCCGAAUCAAUCCGUUGUCCUUGCUGCUACGAUGGUGUCGUGAAGAUGGAAUGCGUGCGAGGCCAUGAUCUACGCUCCUUGAUGUCUAAUGAAACGAUCCAUGCAUUGAACAUAGUGCUAACAAAUAUAUGUGCGGAAGGUAUACUUGCUACGGCGAAAGCGAAAGAGGACCGCCUUCGAGUCGAGAAAGAAGCUGAGGCCACGGCCAAGGACAAAGCCGCACAAGUAGCCGAACAGCAAAAAAAAGAACUCUCUGCAAAGCAGAAGGGCAAGAAGCGAGCUUUGGAAUCAAACAACGACGAAAAUAGUACUGAUGGACCACCCAUGGCGCAACGUCGUCGCACCAGACCCCCACCGGGCCAAACCCCUCGCAACAAGCGUCGUCCCAUUCCUACUACUAAUCCUGGAAAAAAGCUCAGUUUUAUGGAAGCGGCAAGACAACGCGCUACGAACGGAGAAAGAUUAAGCGCCCAAUCUUCAAUAUUUCAAUUAGAUGAAGCUGUGACAAACCUCCGAGAGCAAGAGCAAGCUCAACAAGCUGCACGAGAAGCCGCAGAGGAAGAAGCUCGUAAUGCUAUCACACAAAAGGCAAUGGAGCGCCAUAUGGUGCUAGGACCAAUUCCAGAGAAUAUGCAGAGUUCCUUCCAGGUUCCCGCAUUCGAAGACGAAUUCGACGUCGAAGACCAUGAAGACGAGAAGCAACCAGUCGAGACUCCAACUUCGAACAACUGGGGUCUUCGCAGUUUCCUUGGGUCUGUGAGGCGACGACUUGUCCCUUUUGUGCGACAAGCUCCGGACCAAGCUGUUCCCUUCGCUGCAGGUGGUGGUGCGACAAUAGUACGUGUUGAUGGCGCAGCGGUCCCAAGUACCGAAUCCCACAGCACUCAGAAUGCCGAUGUGGAUAUGACAUACAGCCUAUUUCCCCCGAUCCCAUCACCCCUUGGAAUUGCACCCUCGUCUGAAGAAAAGGCGAAGGCUGGCGAACAAGAAGAUAAAGGCGGAAAAACUACUGCUACCGUAGAAGAGAACUCGCAAGUACCAGGAACGGAGCAGACUGAUCAAAACAAAACAAAUGGAGAGCCUCAAAAUGGGGAACCUCAAAAUGCUGAUACCCAGGCAGAGCCAGAGACCGGAAGCCACAAACGCAAACGCGCACCUUCUCCAGACGUGAUUCCGAAUCCUGCUGGCUGCAGCUACGGCAUGGAUUUAGAUUAUUUCACCUACUCCGACGAUGAGAUUGAAGAGGCCGAGGAAUACUCAAGACGCGAACUUGAACGUGAAGCCGCCGUCGCCGCAAAUUCUACUGUUUCAGCUCCCACUGCUCGGCCUCCAGAGAAGAGAGCCCGACUCCUCCCACCAGAACCAGAAUCAUUGAACGUCCAACUACCGUCCACAAACACGACUACACAAACACACUGGCAAGCUCCUGUGCCUCCUGGUUGGAACCGUCCAACUACCACAGUCUAUAGUGGACAAAUGUUUCAGGGUAUGACACAUGCAGCACCCUCAUUCCAUUUGAACCCAUAUCAUCCAACCCCGGAUUUGCGAACCCAGCCCCCACCCUUGGAGAAUCCCUUCAUGCAACCCAUGCAACCCGUCUAUCCCAUGCAGCCUAUGCACCCAAUGGAACCCAUGCCACCCUCUCCUAAAACUUUCCCACAAUCUGGUUCAAUCUCAGAUCUACGCAAAGCGGCAGUUGAAAGACGUCUUUGGAACAAUCUCGUUAACAAUGGUUUAGGAACCCAUACGAACCGCUUCCCACAACCUCAAGUGUCGCAACCUGCUCAGCAACCCGUUGCUCACCCAUCCCCUGUGCGCACACCUGCACAGCAAUCUAUCUUGCAACCACGCGUUGAACCACCUGCACAACAAAUAGUCCAACAACCUCGUCAGCAACCAUCCGUUCAGAAACCCGCGGAGCAUCCAACACAGCAAGUCUUCCAACAGACUGCGACGGGCGCAUCAAGCAAUGGCGUGGCUACAAAUGAGCCUCGUGAUCGCUCUCUUUACGCUGCCACCAAACAGAGUGUCAACGACGAAACAAUCCAUUUACCACCAAUCAAACCCAUUUCAGCGACUGCUAGAGGCCAGCCGGUGAUAGAAAGAAGCAGGCCUAAAACCCCUAGUCGUCUUCGCAACCACAUUCCACUUUCAUCCAGCCCCGCUUCACAGGCAAGCCCGGCUCAAACUUUGACUGCAAUGCAUCGACAGGAUCAGGAUCAGGAGGAUCUUAUACAAUUCUUCGGCGACGAUGAGCAUGGACAGCAAGCUUUCGAGCUCUACCAAAGUUGUCCCAGUGGUGAUUUAAGCAAGGUGCAGUGGCCUAGCUUCGACCCGCUUCCAUCCAACAACAUCCAAGAAACUACACUAUCGACUUCCGUGAGCGCAGGGCAGCAGAGAGCUAGCCACCAUUUGUUCAAAAAAUCUUUUGCACAAUUUCAGAAUGAGCUCGACCAGGGCUUAAUUGACACGGAUGAGAUACUCAGUGACUUGUGA
Talaromyces amestolkiae is the source of this 3228-nucleotide messenger RNA. RefSeq lists its product as uncharacterized. Bases 1 to 3228 code for a protein of 1075 amino acids. The transcript has 2 exons. The record is from RefSeq and is a predicted model, not a curated record. NCBI's taxonomy places the organism in Eukaryota, Fungi, Ascomycota, Eurotiomycetes, Eurotiales, Trichocomaceae.